Molecule: messenger RNA, 12612 nt
Organism: Protopterus annectens (West African lungfish)
Lineage: Eukaryota; Metazoa; Chordata; Ceratodontiformes; Protopteridae
Gene: FREM3
Product: FRAS1 related extracellular matrix 3
Exons: 24
Coding region: 112-9504 (3130 amino acids)
Biological process (GO): cell communication
Cellular component (GO): membrane
Source: RefSeq, a predicted model, not a curated record
UGUGCAGUGUAGGGAAAGCAGAGCAAGGUGCUUCUGUGGGCACUAAACGGCAUCUUUCCAGGAAAAGUUAAAUACCGGACUGCAAAGACAAAAGGACAACUAGCAAAGCAAAUGGCUAGUUAUCGGCAGCACACACUGCCGCUGGAGGCUUCAUUCAUUGUGUGCUGCUUACUAACUUUGAACAGUUUGCUUCCUUUUUUGCCUUGCACUGGCGCGCAAGACACGGAUCACAGUUUAUUGUACGGACCCUUACAAGUACCACAUUUGGACUCUAUCCUCCUUGCAAAUAAUGGAAUUAGAGUGCCUUUUGGCAGAUCUGUGUUUAUCGAUCCCCUAAACGACUUGUUGUUGCAAGUACAGCCGGGAGACAAAUGUUACAUUACUGUUCUUGAGAACGAUCCCUUAUCCCAGAGACCCGGCAUGGUGUCACCCAAAAAGUUUCCAUGUGAAUUCGGACCAGAAGAUGUUAAAUACACACAUCUGGGAUCGAGAAGUCCGAGCAAGGACAGGGUCAGGCUACAACUGAGAUAUGACUCCCAAACUGACACUGUCAUUAUCCCGUUCAUGCUCGAAGUGGAAGUGAUGUUCCAUCAACUAGAAAUUGUAACCAGAAACAUGCCUCUGGUAGUGGACAAACUAAACGGCAUAAGCAACCAGAUAGAUAAAAAAGUGCUGGAGUUUGCCUACGAUAGUGACGCGACCACUUGUAAAGUAACCCCACUCCUCAGCCAGGGUGGGCUGCCAAGGUAUGGAGAACUUUUAAAUUUUACUUCAAAAGGACAAAUGAUUGACUGUGAUACUUUCGCCAAGUUAGAUAUUCGCUACAAACAUACAGCCCCUACAAAUUCCCCAAACAGGGACUAUAUUCCCAUGUUAGUUGAGUUGUUGGACAAAGAUGGAAAUUCGGUGAAGCAAGAGCACUUUCAGAUCAUGGUUAGAAUUAAAGAAGGUACUGAAAACACUUCCCCCAAGCCUAGUUUUGUCGCUAUGAUGAUGAUGGAAGUCGAUCAGUUUGUAAUGACAGCCAUUACCACUGAUAUGCUGGCUGCUGAAGACUUAGAAUCCAACCCGGAUUACUUAAUUUUCAACUUGACUUCCCCAAUGGGGUACCAGCAGGGCUAUAUCAUUAGUACAGACGACCAAAAUCUCCCCAUUACUUCUUUUUACCAGAGAGAUGUGAAUGACUUAAAAAUAGCCUACAAGCCUCCAUCUGUGGACUCUGAUGAAGAAAGGAUCUUCCAGUUAGAGUUCCAGGUAGUGGAUACUGAAGGUGCUACCUCUGACACGUUUGCCUUUAUGGUCGUAGUGAAGCCUAUGAACACUCUGGCCCCUGUUGCUACCAAAAAUACAGGUCAGCUGCUUUUUGAAGGCCAGUCUAGACCGCUUUCUACAGCUCAGAAUUUAGAAAUAAGCGACGAAGACAACCUUCAGGAUGUUAAGAUUACUGUCCUUGAUGGUCUCAAACACGGAGAGCUCUAUGUUCUGGGGGCCCGGCGGAAAUUUUUCACUCCAGCUGACCUGGAUGCAGGAAUAGUUAUCUACCAACAUGAUGGAAGUGACACCUACAGUGACAAUAUAAUCUUCCGCAUGACUGAUGGUAAGCAUGAAGUCGAAUUCCUCUUCCCCAUCACUAUUGUCCCCACAGACGACGAACCUCCGAUUGUAAACGCCAAUACGGGACUAGUCCUCUCCAAAAAUGAAAUGGCCCAAAUCUCUCCCUUUAUCUUGAGUGCCACAGACAUCGACUCUGAAGAUUCCACCAUCAAGUUUACAGUUGAGGCCCCAUUUUCUAUCAUAGGUGAGGUAGUCAUAAGGCAGUCUGAGAAGCCAUUUGACUUGUCUGUUUGGAGAUACAUUGAAAAUGACGGAGUUUAUGAAAAAGUAGUCACAGAAUGGCUCCAGCAGGACUUGCUGGAUGGAAAGUUAUUUUACCGACACGUUGGACCCCACAGCACUACUGUUGUCACAGACCAUUUUGUAUUCCGUGUUCAGGAUGACAACGAUCCCCCAAACCAGUCUGGGGAACAUACAUUCACUGUUAAAAUUCACCCAGUGGAUGACCUCCCUCCUGAACUUUUCCCAGGCACCACCCUGCAUAUGACUGUUAAAGAGUACGACUUGACCCAUUUCAAGAAAAAGUUCCUCCGCUACACUGAUCUGGACUCAGAUGACCGCGACUUGAAAUACACCAUUACGAAGCCACCAACUGAUACAGAUGAGAACAAUCCUGUGCCCACUGGCCAGAUUGUACUUACAGACAGCCCUGAUGUAGUGAUCACAGAAUUUACACAAGCACAGGUGAAUCACCAUAAAGUAGCUUAUAAGCCAUCAGAUCAAGAACUCGGUAUAACCCCAAGAGUGGUACAAUUUAAUUAUACAGUGGAAGACCCCGCUGGUAAUUCAGUGGAGGGUAUAUUCACAAUAUUCUUACAGCCGGUGGAUAACAAACCACCUCAGAUUACUAACACCGGCUUCACCGUAUUAGAAAGAAACAUUUUUGUAAUCACAAAUAAUGAACUGGAUGCCACAGACCCAGACACAGAUACUGAUCAGAUAACAUUCACUUUAUCUGAACGUCCACAGCAUGGGUAUCUGCAGUACCUUGGUAUUGACAUGGCAAAUGGUGAAACGUUUGUACUGGACGAUAUUGCAGAAGGACGUAUCUCCUACAAGCAUAACGGGGAUGAGUCAACAAGUGAUUCUUGCAAACUGAUAGUCGGGGAUGGUGUCCAUGAAGUCCCUAUUACCAUCAGAAUCACAGUUAAGCCAGUAGAUGAUGAAACACCAACCAUCAUGCUUCCAGCCGGGUUAUUAGGUGCCUCCAUAGAUGUGUUAGAAAAUGGAGCAACUGAAAUCACAACCAAUGUCAUUCAGGGAAGGGACGAGGACACUGAUGACUUAAUGUUAACCUUUAUUGUAGAAGAACUUCCCAGACUUGGAGACAUACAGGUAAAUGGUGUCCCAUCAGAAAGGUUCACUCAGCAAGACCUUAUUAGUGGGUCAGUGUCUUAUGUUCACACAAGUGGCGAGAUUGGUCCCCAAAAACAGUACGACUCGUUUAAUUUAACCGUUUCAGAUCUGUCUGAUGAAUGGGUCGUUGGAGGCAAUAAAGUCCAGGGUGUCCGUGUAUCAGUGAUAAUUCUCCCAGUCGAUAAUACUGCUCCAAUAGUAACAGUGGGAGAGCAAUUUACGGUCCCAGAGGGAGAGAAAAAUGUUGUGACACUUGGCAAUUUAAAUGCCGAAGAUGUAGAUACCCCUAGUGAUGACAUACUUUGCACGAUAAUUGUCCAACCAACUUCUGGGUAUGUUGAAAAUAUUGCUCCAGCUCCUGGUUCUGAAAAAUCUCGAGCGGGGACCCCAAUUAGUGCAUUCGCUAUUGGGGAUAUCCGUCAGGGUCACAUUAACUAUGUGCAAAGCAUACACAAAGGGGUAGAACCCCGUGAAGACAGAUUCACCCUCCAGUGUUCAGAUGGCAUUAACUUGUCUGAACGUCAUUUUUUCCCAGUAGUAAUUAUCCCGACCAACGACGAGAAGCCCGAAAUAUUUGUUCGGGAGUUCAUUGUAAUGGAAGGCAUGAGUCUUGUGAUAGACACCCCCAUUUUAAAUGCAGCUGAUGCAGACCUCCCCCAAGAUGAGCUUUAUUUCAUAAUAACUGCGCCUCCGAAGCAUGGUAAUAUCAUGCAACAGCUAGCAAGCGGCUCUGUUCCUGCAAAUAAUUUUUCACUAGAACAAAUUAAAGAAGGAUCAAAUAUUGUCUAUGAGCACGAUGACUCUGAAACUAAGGAAGAUAGUUUUGAAAUAAAACUAACCGAUGGGAAACACACCAUUGACAAAAAAGUCUUAAUCAUGAUCAUUCCAGUAGAUGACGAGACUCCAAGAAUGACCAUUAAUGAUGGGCUUGAAGUCGAAAUUGGUGAGUCCAAAAUAAUAACUAACAAAGUACUUAAAGCCACAGAUUUAGACUCUGAAGACAAAACACUUACUUACACUAUUCGUUUUGGACCAAGUCAAGGCCUUUUGCAGCGUCUAACGGAUGAGGGUGAUGUGGUGGGCAAUAUUACUUUAAGUAUGAAUUUCACUCAAGAUGACAUUGACAAAAGACUUAUCCAGUAUGUCCACACAGGCCAAGAAGGGAUUCGAGACCUCAUAAAAUUUGAUGUUACUGAUGGCAUCAAUCCUCUAAUAGACAGGUACUUUUACGUAAGUAUUGGCAGCAUCGACAUGGUUUUUCCAGAUGUAAUUAAUAAAGGAGUUACACUAAAGGAGGGAGGCCGGGUAACUCUCACCACUGAUCUCCUUAGUACCAGUGACCUUAAUAGCCCUGAUGAAAAAUUGCAAUUCAGUAUCACCCGGGCUCCAAGUCGAGGCCAUUUAGAAAGUACAGACAACCCAGGUGUACCAAUUACAUCCUUUACACAGCUGCAGCUGGCAGGUAAUAAGAUUUACUACCUCCACACCUCUGGUGAUGAAGUGAAAAUGGACAGCUUUGAGUUUGAAGUUACCGAUGGUUACAACCCCGUGUUCCGAACCUUUCGAGUAUCCAUUACUGACGUAGAUAAUAAAAAGCCUGUCCUGACUAUUCAUGACUUAGUUGUUAAUGAAGGUGAAUCCAAACUUAUCACACCUUUUGAACUAACCGUGGAAGAUCGUGAUACACCAGACCAUCAGCUACGGUUUACCGUGACACAAGUGCCGGUUCAUGGGCGGCUUUUGUACAACAACAGCAUUUCUGUCACUAGUUUCACAAAACAAGACCUGAAUGAAAAUCUGAUCAGCUAUAAACACGAUGGCACAGAGACAAACGAAGAUAGUUUUUCCUUUACUGUAACUGACGGGACACAUACAGAAUUUUAUAUCUUUCCUGACACCACCUUUGAAACUCGUAAGCCUCAAAUGAUGAAGAUUCAGAUCGCUUCAGUGGACAAUGGCGUUCCUCAGAUUGUUGUCAACAAGGGUGCUCCAACUCUGCGAAUCCUACACACUGGCCAUCUUGGUUUCAUGAUUACCAGUAAGGUCCUGAAGGCGGAAGACCGUGAUAGCCCACAUAAGUUUCUGAAGUUUACGGUUACAGAGUACCCGUUACAUGGCUCCAUCAUCAACACAGCUUUGGGCAAUGACAGCAUUAGAACUUUCACCCAAGCUGAUAUUGAUGAAAUGAAAAUAUGUUACAUUCUGAAGGAGGGAGACAAUGCAACAAAUGACAUAUUUUACUUCACCAUUGAAGACAACGGAGGAAACAAAUUAAAGAGUCAACCAUUCCGUCUGAACUGGGCCUGGAUUUCACUCGAGAAAGAAUACUUCCUAGUAGAUGAAGACUCCAAGUUCCUAGAGGUCAUUCUGAAUCGUAGAGGAUACCUAGGGGAGACCUCCUUUAUCAGUAUCGGGACCAAAGACGGCACUGCUGAGAAGGACAAAGAUUUUAAAGGCAAAGCUCAAAAACAGGUCCAGUUUAAUCCAGGACAGACUACAGCUUCAUGGCGUGUGAAAAUUCUCACAGACAAUAAAUAUGAAACCUCAGAGAACUUCCAGAUUGUGCUGUCUGAACCCGUCAUGGCUGCCUUAGAGUUUCCGGAGUCAGCAUUAGUUGAAAUUGUGGAUCCUGGUGAUGAGUCAGCUGUCUUCAUUCCUCAGUCAGAGUACAGGAUUGACGAGCAGAUUGGUGAGCUUCUGAUUCCUGUGAAGAGGACCGGAGACGUCAGCCAAGAGCUCAUGGUCAUCUGUUCAACACAGCAAGGGACUGCAACAGGAACCACCCCCACCACAGUUUUGUCAUACUCAGACUACAUCACUCGACCAGAAGAUCAUACCAGCGUUAUUCGAUUUGACAAAGAUGAGACAGAGAAGUUCUGCCAUAUUCUUAUCAUUGAUGACUCCCUGUAUGAAGAGGAGGAGACAUUUAAUGUCACACUCAGCAUGCCCAUGGGAGGUCGUGUUGGAAAGGAAUUUGCCAGUGCCAGAGUUGUCAUUCUUGUGGAUACCAAUGACGAACCAGCAUUUUAUUUUGGCGAUACAGAAUACGUAGUGGAUGAGAGUGCUGGCUAUGUGGAUGUGCGGGUAUGGAGAACAGGGACUGAUCUCUCCAAGACAGCAACAGUGACUGUACGCUCCAGAAAAACAGAACCAUUAUCUGCAGAAGCUGGAAUUGAUUAUGUGGGUAUCAGUCGAAACCUCGAUUUUGCACCUGGUGUCACCAUGCAGACAUUCCGUGUGACCAUCCUCGAUGAUCUGGGGCAGCCAGUACAAGAGGGACUGGAAACAUUUGAGCUAGUCCUACGCAUGCCUAUGAAUGCUGUGCUUGGAGAGCCUAGCAAAGUAACCAUCACCAUUAAUGACUCCAUUUCUGACUUACCAAAGGUACAAUUCAAAGAACCCCAAUACAUUGGGAAUGAGAAGGAAGGACAGGUAACAGCUGUUGUAUACCGUAGUGGGGAUAUUAAUUAUAAAUCUACAGUGCGCUGCUAUACACGUCAAGGAACGGCCCAGGUUAUGAUGGAUUAUGAAGAGAUGCCUAAUACAGAUGCAUCCAUUAUCACAUUCCUGCCAGGUGAGAUUGAAAAGCCCUGCACUGUAACACUUGUGGAUGAUUCAAUAUAUGAAGAAGAGGAAGAAUUCAGACUAGUAUUAGGUACUCCCAAAAGUGAAUCUACAUUUGGAGCUGCCAUUGGAGAGCAGAAAGAAACGCUUGUUAAGAUCCAGGAUCGAGAAGACAAGCCGGUCAUCAAGUUCUCUGAGAUCAAAUACAGCAUUCAAGAGCCUCAAGAACCAGGGGAGAUUGCAGUGGUAAAGAUUCCAAUUAUACGCCUAGGUGACACUUCCAAAGUGUCUGUUGUACGCAUUCACACAAAGGAUGGCUCGGCCACAUCUGGUGAAGACUAUAACCCACAUUCUGAAGAUAUUGAAUUCCAGGAAGGUGAAACAGAACACUCUGUUGAAGUUGAGGUGUUAUAUGAUGGUGUGAGGGAGAUGAGAGAAGCUUUCACUAUUCACUUGAAGCCUGAUGAGAACAUGGUGGCUGAGACGCAGAUGAGCAAAGCUAUCAUAUACAUUGAAGAAAUGGACAGUGUGGCAGAUGUAACUUUCCCAGCUGUUCCACAGGUUGUGUCUUUACUAAUGUACGAUGACACCUCAAAAGUCAAAGAAAAUCCCUACCCAUCCAAUGGGUACCCUGUUGUGUGUGUGACGGCCUGCAAUCCCAAGUUCUCAGAUUAUGACAAGACCGGAUCCAUAUGCACAGCUGAAAACAUCAAUGAAACACUUACUGAGUACCGCUGGCUGGUCAGUGCUCCGACAGGACCAGAUGGUGUCACAAGUCCUAUGCGGGAAGUGGACAGUAACACUUUCUUCACCAACACCAAGAGCAUCACCUUAGAUUCCAUUUACUUCCAGGCAGGCUCUAGAGUGCAGUGUGCUGCCAGGGCCGUCAAUGCCAAUGGUGAUGUAGGGCUGGAACUCCUGAGCCCCAUUGUCACAAUUAGCAGAGAUGAAGGGCUUUGCCAGCCACGCAUACCAGGAACUGUUGGUGCUGAACCUUUCUCAGCUAGAAUUCGCUACACUGGUCCUGAAGAUCCUGACCACCCAAACUUGAUCAAGCUGACAGUGACCAUGCCUCACAUGGACGGCAUGAUGCCAGUCAUUUCUACCCAGCCUUUGUCAAACUUUGAGCUGACUCUUAGUCCUGAUGGCACUCGUGUUGGGAGCCACAGAUGCUCUAAUCUUCUCGACUAUAAUGAAAUUGCAACCAGAUAUGGCUUCCUUAAUGAAAACACCAAAAAUCCCGAAGUAAUUGGAGAAACAUCACCUUAUCAAUAUAGUACUGCCUUGCGAUCAACAGCUGCGCUGAGAUUCUACCGUAACUUAAAUCUGGAAGCCUGUCUCUGGGAGUUCAACAGUUACUAUGAUAUGUCUGAACUGCUGACCGAAUGUGGUGGUAACAUCGGUACCGAUGGACAGGUGUUAAAUCUGGUGCAGUCGUAUGUGACCCUUCGAGUACCACUUUAUGUGUCCUAUGUGUUCCACUCACCUGCUGCAGUUGGUGGCUGGCAGCACUUCGACUUGCAGUCGGAACUGAGACUAACAUUUGUAUAUGACACAGCCAUUCUGUGGAAAGACGGCAUUGGAAGUCCACCAGAAUCUGAACUACAAGGUUCCUUGUAUCCAACUAGCAUGAGGAUAAAUGAUGAAGGACGGCUGGUUGUGAACUUUAAAACUGAGGUCAGGUUUCGAGGGCAGUUUGUUAUGUCUCAUCCAGGCACAACUUUGUCAUCAAUGGUGAUGUCUGCUGACCACCCUGGACUUACAUUCACAUUGACCCUUGCCCGCAGUGAACCAACCUUUAACCAGCCUGUUCAGCUGUGGAAUUUCAUCUCAGACUUUGCGGUACGAGACUAUUCAGGUACCUACACUGUGAAGCUCAUUCCAUGCACAACAGCUCCCAUCCAGGAGUACAGCCUCCCCUUGGUUUGCAACCCAAGAGAGCCAAUCACAUUUGACUUGGAUAUCAGGUUCCAGCAGGUCAGUGAUCCAGUGGCAGCAGAGUUCAGUCUCAAUACCCAAAUGUUCCUACUCUCCAAGAAGGAGCUGUGGCUUUCUGAUGGCUCCAUGGGAUUUGGGGAAGGAGCUGAUGCAGCAUUUGCAGAAGGCUCUUCCAUCUAUGGCCGAGUCAUGGUUGAUCCAGUUCAAAAUCUGGGAGACUCCUUCACCUGCAGCAUUGAGAAAGUUUUUCUUUGCACUGGUGCAGAUGGUUACGUACCCAAAUAUGAUCCAUCCAACAGGGAAUAUGGCUGCUUUGCUGACUCACCUUCUCUUUUAUAUAGGUUCAAGAUAUUGGACAAAGCUCAGCCUGAGAUGCAGGCCACACUGUUUGGAAACGUCCCAUUUAAUGCUAAGUUAGCUGCUGAUGACCCAAUUGCGCUUCCACUUAUCAAACAACCAGGCUCAGAUGGAUUUAGCCUUUCAUCUGCUCCUCUCUUCCAGGUUGCUGCUGGUCGUGAGUGGUAUGUUCAUACAAUCUACACUGUUCACUCAAGAGGGAAUGCUAACAGAGGAAUUGGCAAGAGAAGCAUUGAGUACCAUCAUGUUGUAUCUUCCGCUGGCAGCCCCUCUAAUGCAUUAGUGUUGAGACGUGACCGCAGAGCUGAUCAAGAAGUCCCUGGCCUUGUAAAGGAAAUUGGUGUGGAGAAGAGCCGUGGUACCAACAUCCAACACAUUGCACUGGACCGGUCAGAUAAAAUUAUCAUUAAUCAAAGAGGUUUCCCGCCUGGCAGUGAACAGCACUCUCACCCUGUUCUUAAGACUGCAAGCAGAGAGUCAGACAGCAAUCUCAUGUCCUUGAUUGGAGGAGUGGCCGGCCUCAUACUACUAAUCUGCAUCAUUACCAUCAUCGUUGUUUUGUUAAUAAAACGCAAGAGAUGCUCCUCUGGCAAGAAGAUGCCCUCAAGUUACUACAGCAGUAGCAAUGGAACAAUGACCACAAGAUACAGCCACAGUGAUAGCUCUGAGGUCUAAUGUAAGAGUCGGCUGAGUUUCCUGAGAAGAAGGUUGUACAGCCUGGCAUUGGUAGUGGAGAACAUUUAUGUUGGGUGCUUCAUUGCACUCAAGCUGACCCAUGACAUUUCCAUUCUCUUAGUUGUGCAGAUAUUGGAACUCAGUUUUCACAUUGGAUAUGUUGUUUGAAUCUUUCAAAGUUUGAUCGUUUGGACUUGUGUUAGAUUAAGUUGAAAAAGAUUUAUUUAUACGUUUGAAAAAUGUCUUUGCUUAAAGAGCAAUGGCACGCCUGUUUGUUUACCCAUGUAUGUUGAAAUGAACAGUGUAAUGCUAUCAUUAUUUUCAUGCUCAUAAAUCUGUAUGUCAUCCUUCCAGUAGAAGCCCGGUGCUCUCAAUUGGAUUUUUAACUAGAUAUUGUUGUUUGAAAGUCCAGUUAUGUUUUCUGUACAGAGUUGAUUUCCUUUUUUGUGUUUAGCAUUUUUGUACAUGUUUUUUUAUGAGAGCAGUAGUCCAAGAAGGUAAAGUUCUAUGAUAAAUCUUUUGGGUAACCAAGAUAUCUAACAUAGGCUUUAACUAAAGUGUAUUAUGAUCACAUCUUCAGCUUGAAAAAUGUAUAUUUUGUGAGAAAUGUAAACGAACAUGUUCACAGCUGUGCUGCCCAUGUGUCUUUAGAAUAGCACAUGUAGCAUACCUCAAUAAUGCCUGCACAAUACAGUUCAUAAACAGUCAGAGAACAAUUAAAGCACAUCAUUUACUUUUGGAUAGGACAGUUAACAAUUACAGUUCAAUUCACUCAGAAAUUUUGUUUAUCAUAGAAAAUCAUCUGGAGAUUUUGUAAAAUAUAUAGCUGAUGCUCCAAGCCGUUCUUUAGGACAAUUACAUGAAUGUUCUUUUAUUUACCAUAGCAGCAUUUUCCAAGCAUUUUAAUGUCACAGAGCAUCUAGUAAGACUAAACAUAACUGGGUGGUACUGUAUUUUCUUGGCACUGUGACCAUUUUAUAUGUUAACUUCUAUGCUGAUAGGAAUUUAGACAAUACAGCUUCAUGCUGUUGUACAGUGUUAAGAAAUUAUAAUAGUAAUUAUUUUUUUAUUAUAUAAAAUGGCAUUUAAUUGUUGGUGCUCUAGUUUAGUCAUACCAAAACACACACACACACACACACACACACACACACACACACAUAUACUUUUUUUAAGUCAGUGUCAAACAACGGUAUUUGUUAAUGGCCUCGGAAUUACGUGCUACAAAAGACUAGUGAAAUAACUACUGGAACAAUAAGCACUCUUCCCAAUAAUGUAAUAUGUUCAGUGCUUUAAAAGUAAUCGGCCUUCAAAAGUUUCAUGCGAUGUGUUGAAAAUAAAACAAUGUAAAUGAGAACAGUAUAUUUUAUAUCUAACUAUGAAACUGCUGGUAUUAUGUCCCAGAUAAAAUAUUUACUGUAAAAGAAAUAGAGGCCAUUUUAGAUUAAAGUUUGCACUGAGUAGCUAGAUAUGCAGUUUACUUUUGCAACCAAGUGCAACAUUAAUUUUGUAUACGUAGUAGUUUUGUUUAGCUGCACAUGAGCAAUUACCUCAUUUUUGUUAAAACAGCAAUGACAGCUGAUAACUCUAAUAUGUAAGUUUACAGAAUGUUAAAGUACUGUACUAAAAUGAUUGCAUAUGAAUAAUACCAUGUGUUUUAAUCAUUCACACCUUUUUCAGAAGUAACUUGUACUUAAUGUGUGGUGGGUUCGACAAUUUUUAAAUGUGGUAUUUAUAUAUUUUCAUAUCCUAUCAUGUGUAUAACUACUGAUUGCCCCUACCAGGGAAUUUACAAAACUCUUGAAGAGUCAUAACAACCUGUAGUGAUACUCAUGCAGUAAUACCUUACUUUUUAAAACUGGUAUUCACAGCAAUGUUACUACACGUUACAUUGUAAAGAAGCCAUGUGCAUAGUGUGCGAUGUAAAGCUUUUUUUUGCAACCUUCAAUAUGUCAUAAUUUAGUGACUCCUCACGUUGCACCAUAAGAGUUCAACAACAAGGAUGUGCCUUACACAUAAAAAUCUCAUAUAAUGUCCCUACAUAUGCAUUACAGUUAAACACACUAAUGUUAUAUAUAUAAUUAAAAAAGAAAGGUGCUAUAAAAAGUAAAAAUGAUUUAGUUCUUUGCUGUUUAUUCAGCAUCUGUGGUAACUCUCCAUCCAAGGCAAACGUAUCAACACUUAGUUACAAGUAAAGUAUGAAUAUUUUUCUGGACGACAUUGGAGUCAAUCAUUUCUUUUGAAAAUGGUAUCUAGUGUUCAGUGCACCACCUUGAAAACUAUAAUUUUCCUUUUGAUCAAAAUUUGUUAAAUGCCACAUAUAUAAAAAUUAUCCUUAAAGUAUCUGCCAGUAUAUCCCUGGCAUAGUUUGUAAUCCAUAUCUGAAUCAGGUUUUUCUAACUUGUUAUCAGUGACAUUUUGAAAUAGCAUAAAUCUUACUUUAUUGUACAGGUGCUGCUGGUUUGAGCAGAUAGUUGCUGGGUUGCCAGGAAGAGAUUUUUUUUAGUCUUGAGGGUUCCCUUUUUUCCAGCACUUGUUUGUAUCAUUUCUGUGAAACUGUCAGAGAUCUUAGGACAACAAGACCACAGUGGCAGUGCAUCAUAGGGUUGUGUACAUCAUAUCCUGCCCAUUAUCUGUUACAGCUACUCCAAGUAUAAACUGAGCCUCCUGCAACCCCUUAUACUUCUGUAUCUGAAGGCAACGUAUCUUCCUUGUUCCACAGAAAGUAAUUAUCCAAAUGAGUGGUGGUCACAUCUCACGGCUGGACAGCAGGCAUUAGCUGGUAUCCUAAAGAUGCAUAUUGCACUGCACAAAACAUUUAAUUUUCAAGAAAAAUUCAGAUGCUUUUUUUCAUACUGUGUUACAUAAAUAUUAAUAUGUUCCUUGACCUGUCUCAACAAUAACUUGACUUUUUAUUCUGAAAUCCAUGACUGUUGAAAAGAUGAAAAUAUUAACAAGUUUGCCACAAAAAUGAUCACAGAAUGAAUAGUCCAUUAGAGUGAGAGGUGGAGAAUAUCCCAUAACUCAUAGUAUAUAUUGUAGUUAAAGAACACAUGUUAAGUCAUGGUGCCUUUAAUUCCAAAAUGUGCCUUUAUAGAUGGGUAGCUAAUU